This is a messenger RNA of Pocillopora verrucosa, 2399 nucleotides long. RefSeq lists its product as uncharacterized. The record is from RefSeq and is a predicted model, not a curated record. Lineage: Eukaryota; Metazoa; Cnidaria; Anthozoa; Scleractinia; Pocilloporidae.
GUUCCGAAAAAAAUAACACAGAUAAUUUAUAAUUUUUGUACAACAGUGGAAGACCAGUAGUCCUAAAUAUCACUACAUGUAAACUGAAAUAUCAAGGAUUUGAAUCUUGUUGAAUGAAAGGCGCUCAAAGUAUUACACCAUCUUUGCGAAUCGCACAUUUAAUUUGUAAGAAGCGAGUUUCAAACGCUGAUGAAACUCGUUGAGGAUUUACAGCAUAUUAUAUAGCAAGAUCGAAGGUCAGUUCUUCGGGAAAACACACAGCACUAGACAAUUGGUAUUGAAACAUGAACGAGAGUAAUGCACCCACCGUCUCCGCUAAAUCUUCCAUCUGGCUAUGGCUGUUCCGCCCAUUUUCCAUCAUAAUCACCUGUGCGGGCCUGGUGAUGUUUGUUGCGGGAAUCACCUCAUUUUCAAUUCAUGGAGAUGCCAGUGGACACCGGAUCCUUCUGACUCCCGUUGGAGGCUUCUUGUUAAGUUUUGGCGUGUUGCUGGCUAUCGGAAUACAAUGUCGGGUUCGAUUGAGGGAAAGAGAACGGCAAGUGGAAUUGCGUCCUAACAGCGAUAUAGUAGAUCUGACAUCGGAGUUUGCCUCCGCUAACAUUUCCACGGAAGCAACUUCACCGGGUAUGUGGCGUCACUCACCGGCAAUGCUCCCAACAUGCCCUGGUCCUCUCCGAAACGAAGACAUUCCCAGCGCAAGGUCCAUUUCCCCAUUAGUGAUUGAUAUGACUUGCUUGGUAAAUAUCGAUGAAGUUUUAUUAUCAUUGGAGAAUCCAGAGGCAUUUGAGGUCCCCCCGUCUUACGAGGAAGCGAUGUCUUUGGCUUGACAUCGUUGCCACCCUGACUUAGUCUCCACUCGCAGGGGAUGGGUGUGUUAGCCUGUUGUAAAUUAAAGCUUACUGCAUAAAAUGUACACUGAGAUGUUUUUAAUCUUCUUUGUCAGGGGCGUUACUAGGGGGGGGGGGAAGUCCAGAGGUGCCGGUUUACCCCUCCCUCGUUGGUGAGAUGACUUUGUUUGACGUCAACAACAUUCUUACUUUGUUGGCGAGAACGCUCGAAUCCAAAGACGCAUAAGUUAGAGCAGCGGUACGUAGCCACUUCACGUGAGAGGUGCCAAAAUUCUUAACUUUGACUCCUUCCUUUCAAAGCCUCUAGCUACGCCCCUGUAAGUUCCACUAAUUUCCUAAUUAAAUUUUAUCUUCGCUUCACGUACGUAGUUCUUGGCGAGUAAUCGCAUGUUUGCAUGAUAUAAGGGGUUGGUUCACCUUGCAUUUAACUUCCCUUUGUUUUUGUUUCAAUGUAAAAAGUAUUAUUCCAAAUAUAUAUCAUUGUUCCUUACAAACAACAACGAAAAGGAUAAAGCUGUACGAAUAUACCAGGAUGUUAUCAUAUUUCUUAAGCGAUUGUAAUCUUAGUACAAUGUGAACAGCCAAGGAGAGAGAAUGAGCUGCUGGGAUAAAUUGUAAUAGUUUAUGGAAUGAUUAUGAAAUUAUUUUGAUAUCCUAAUAACAGCUGCACUUAAGAGGAAGAAAAACAAAAAAUUUACUUUGCAUCAGAAAGGUGCAUUGCCGUCUGUGAAUCCUGUACAUAACGUACUCGAUGCCUUUAGCAGAGCAUUUCAUUAGUAAAGAAAUUUAAAAUUUUCAUGCGGAUGUUAGAUUUAGGAAUAGUCCACUUACGAAUUCUAGAAACCUUUACUUUCGAAACGAGGCCAAGAGUUAAACAUUUAUUGCGAAAAUAAGCGAUAUUUGCAAGAGCAUGAAACUCUUUUUCGUAUCGAAGCUUUUGUUUCUUCCCCCGUUUUGAAACAGAGAUUUCAUGCACUUCGGAAAUUGCUUCUUUUACAGGUAUGGUAUCUACGUCUUGCGUACCUAUAACUGUAGCGCGCAUUUGCAAGAACGUGCUUGACGGCAUUGCGAAAGCCAGCAUCGCGCUAUUUCAGAAUCUCGUUUACAUUCAGUCGCCGGGAAUUCAAAGAUAGCAUGAUAUUAAACCAGUUAAAAAUUUCAAUGAUUUUCUUACAAAGAUAUUUGAAAAUAAGUAGUUUGGAAAUCGAUGAAGGAAAGUGAGGCACAAUCACAAGCCUGAACACUUGGCUUCGAUGUCUUCCAGUUUUGCCCCGAAUUAAUGGCUUUCAAUUCUUCGUAGCUGAAAGAGAAUACUGUCAAACUUGACAUCGACCAUAUAGCUCCACGAGGAUGAAAGUGUAGCUUCUCUACGCAAUUUCAAAACAUUAUUCAUUCAACAAGUGCUAAGAAUUGAUAAGCAUAUCAAUCAAUUGGAAGGUGUUAUCCUGUUCCAACACUAAGUUCUCUCGAAUGCUACUUUAGGAGGAAUGAAUGUGAAACACUUAGAAGAGAGAAUUGUAAAUUAAAAAUGAUAGGAGCUCUAGUCUUAAA